This is a messenger RNA of Didymodactylos carnosus, 495 nucleotides long. Lineage: Eukaryota; Metazoa; Rotifera; Eurotatoria; Philodinida; Philodinidae. The record is from the annotation of a GenBank genome assembly.
AUGCUUGAGUUGAACAAGAGGAACAUGAAUAAUGAAGAUGGUAUUCAUGCAGCAUUUGAAAUUAUGAGAAAAACCAACGAAUUUUCAGGAAAUUUUUUAAAAGAAGCAAGUCUGAUUAAAUUCAUUCCUAAUAGUAUCAGCGAGAAGCUAAUGCAUAUAAUGCCUAUACGUCCACAUUUGAUAGCUACGCAAAAGGCAUGCAAACAGACAAAAGCAGAUUUAUGCUGGACAGAAAAUGGUGUUUUACCUGAUAAACUAACAUUAUUAGAUUUGAAUAUUUUGACACGAUUCGAAAUAUGUGAUCAACCAGAAUUAGAAACAAUAAUACAAUGUAUACAAAAAGUUUCCCAACGUUUUUCAAAUAUUAACGAAAUCACUAAAGAGAACUAUUUAAAUUUAUUAAGUUUAUAUCAAGAAUGGUGUCGUGCAUUUAUUGCGACCGAUGAAAAAAGUAAAGCAAAAUUGCAAAAUUUAAAAUUCAUACCUGUGAAGUGA